CCGUUUUCCCAUAUUUUUGUGGAACCGUAACUCUGCCUGUUUUAACGCACUGUGCGUUUAUUCUGUGUCGUUGGUGUUUGUGCAUUGACGUUUAAUGUUAUGAUUUUUUAUUGUUCCUGGUUGCAAUUUAUUAAAAGUAAGCUAAAGUUUAAGGUGCCAGACAGUUUUGCCGACAAUCCAUACUCAUUUAAAUGUUAUCUGUGUUUUCUUGGAUACAUGUUAUACAGAAAGCUGAAUAAUAAGGACCAGUUAGGUUUUUUUUUCUGUGAUGGAGACUAAAGAAGGAGAAGAAGAAGAAGAAGAAGAGUGUGAGAAAUGUGAGGCUGUUAAACUGUCACAUGACAUUUUUCAUGCACCAUCAUUAAAAGAUAAAGGAUACAAAGUGGGAGAGCUUCACACACUGCUCUCAGAUGCUGGAGUUUAUUCAUAUGCUGCAAUCUGUGCCUUGGCUCUGCAUGAGUUAUAUGACAAUGCGUGGGAUCAGAAGUUCAAUCAUCAGUGCAUAAAACUCAUCCUUGAACACUUGCAUUUACCCAAGCAGGUUGAAGCUGUGAUGAUUAGUCUGAUCGAGGGCCAGGGAAGCCAGUCGCCUAAUGCUUAUGUGGAAUUGUUAUUAAGUGAACCAACGCUUAAUGGAAAAGCUUUAUUGGUCAUAGAGGAUCUUAUAAUGGUAGCUGUUCAUGGAGGAGAGUAUGAUGCCAGAUUACGUGUCCUAAUUCGUCAUGUUGCCAAAUUGCUAGAUGUAGCACCGGAACUUAUUGAUUUUUAUGAAGAAUCAGCUGUGGACUAUCUGACAGAUGACCAGAAGGAGAUUACUGAAGAUGAGAAGAAAGAGCAGAGUCUUCGCCAGCGCACAAAGAAAAUAAAACGAUAUGCUCUGAUAGGCUUGGCAACACUUGGAGGCGGCGCUGUGUUAGGACUGACCGGUGGCUUGGCAGCAGCUCCUUUGAUCGGUGCUGGAGUCGGCACAUUUCUUGGAGGAGCUAGCGCUGCGGCUCUCAGUUCGACAGCCGGCGCAGCCAUAAUCGGCUCUCUGUUUGGUGUGGCAGGAGCUGGUCUGACAGGGUUCAAAAUGAGGAAGAGGGUUGGUGAAAUUGAAGAAUUUGCCUUUGGAUGCCUGACACCACGAAACCCAGACGAUUCUGAUGAGACGAAUGACCCGGAUGAGGGAGCAUCAUCAAUCCACAACACGAUCAACAGCGAUGCUACUCCCCAAAUCAUGACACAACAGCUUCAUAUUACAAUCGCCAUAUCUGGCUGGCUUUCCGAUGACCACCGCGACAACUUCACUAGGCCAUGGAGGUCCCUGUUUAGUUCACGUGAACAGUAUUAUCUCCGUUAUGAGUCUGCUUAUUUGCUUGAGCUGGGGAAGGCCAUGGAUUUAAUCCUCAGUUUCGCUGUUUCCAUGGCAGCGCAGGAGGCACUGAAAUAUACGGUACUGGCAGGUCUUAUAAAUGCAAUAGCAUGGCCAUCUUCACUAAUCACUCUCGCAUCAGUGAUUGACAAUCCGUGGGGCGUGUGUUGUCGUCGAUCGGCCGAGGUCGGGAAACAGCUCGCCGAGGUUCUGCUCUCCCGUGAACAGGGUCAGAGACCGGUCACACUCAUAGGCUUCAGUCUGGGUGCACGAGUCAUAUAUUAUUGUCUCCGUGAGAUGUCGCAGCGAGACAGAUGUGAAGGAAUAGUACAGGAUGCCAUUCUCCUUGGUACACCUGUGACAGGUGCUCCACAGGACUGGCAGAAGCUCAUGAGGGUGGUGUCUGGAAAGAUUGUUAACGGUUACUGCAGGAGUGACUGGUUGUUGAAGUUCUUGUACCGCACGCUGUCCAUGUCUAGUAAUGUGGCAGGAUUGCAUCCGGUUGUCGUGCGCGACCGGCGAAUGUUCAAUGUUGAUCUAAGUGAUAUUGUUUCUGGCCACGGUGAGUAUCCAGAGAAGAUCGAUGCUAUAUUGAAAGCUGUUGGAGUCAGAACACGGGAUGAUAUCGAACACCUUGAGGUCGGAAGACUUUUUAAGUCUUCCGACCUUCCAGGGAAUGAACAAGCGAAGAUUUCACUGCUUUCUUUAAGGCUUUCAAAAUCAGACAAGUCUUUGCACCUCAAGCUUCAUGAGGAAUGUUCAAACGCUGAUUCAGCUUCAGUGACUACGGAGACCGCAACAGAUGCAUCAGCAAUGUGUAAUGCUGUUGUUACUUCUGGGACUGUUGAAGCAAAUCGCAAUUUAUCUCCUGCUGCAAACAUCGACGACAACGAAUGCACAAUAGACGCAGCAGAUGAAGCCGUGGAGUCAUCACCACCAAAACAAUCCGCAGAUGAAAGCGAAGAUUAACAGCUAUCCUCUACGUCACAUGGUUCCAGGUUAUGAAUACACAGUAUUAUACGGAGAUGUGCAAACAGCAGGGUUCUGUUAUCUUUGGUUCACUUCGAUUCUUAAUACAUUGGUACUAAAAUUUUAAUAUUCUAGAGAUAUUUGUUUGUUAUAUGUUAAGAAAUGCAUACUGAAGGAUACAGAGAGUUUUAAUUAAGAAAGUGUGUCUCGGUCUAAGGUACGUGCAUAAUUUCAAUAUGAAUAUCUGUACCAAGUUGAAUGCCGAUUUUUUCAAUACAUUGUAAAUAAACAAAACUUCAACAGGCAUAAUGGAUCAGUAAAAGAAAUUGUGUAACUUUGAUUUCAUACGUGUUUUUGACGAUCUUAACAUACAAACUUGACACAGGUGAGGAUCACUCAGGUUUAUGUGAUCUUUGAAUUAAUUUCACGCAUGAAAUGGUUCUUUUCAAACUUAUAAAACAUGUUUUAGUAAUUACAGUAAAACUUUUAGACACAUUUAUUAAAGUUUAGUCAGCAAAUUCGAAAGAGGGUCGUUGUCUGGCUUUGGGCAAAGAAUAGAGCAAUGUUCUGAAUCGCAUGAUACGCCAUUUAGGUACCACUACAUUAGUAUGUAAUGCUUUUUUACUUAACAUUCAUUUGUCCUAAUUAAGAGAUAAUUUAUGCAUUCACUGACAAUAUAGAAUACGACCAGUGAGUCUAGUAGCAGCGCAUCGGAAACCAAAAACCAGCUAAAUAAAAAUAAACGGCAUAACCUUUCAUUAUGACGUAACUAAAUUCAUGAUGGAAUGUCUUCUUGAGCAGGGAUUUUUAUUUAACUGAUCAAGAAAUUCGCUGCCAAGUGACAUGAAGGUCCAUCACUGUAUUAUAUAUCAUUUUUCUCUUUGAAUCCAGUUUAAUAUUGCAUAUCUGCCUCUGUUGUUUGUCACAUCUCUUCCCAUAAGCAUUUAUAACAACAAUUUGUAUGUAUUUCUUGUUUUAUGUAUUUGCUAUGUGUCUAGCGCAUCGUAUCAUGUUUUUUAAUUACUCCUACAGAAUCAGGUAACAGUACAAAGUAUGAAGUUUGUUGCAACUUUUUUCCCACACACUGUAGCUUUUAAUACACAAUACGUAUAUCUUCAAGAAUAUUUUUACAUUGUUCUUAUGGGUUUGGAAUUACUACAGUUUGCAUAUCCGAAGAGAAUGGGUUUUGUUACAAAUGACUUUGCUGGUAUAAAUUUGUUAUAUGAAAAGUAAGGAUUUUCUCAUCAUACAGGGAUGUUAACAAAGUGUAUGUUGUACUUGAAUAUUCUUGUCCAAAUUCACGGCAGACAUCUGUAUGAAAUUUCAUAAACUCAUGGCCUAUGUCCCAAAACAUGAUUUUUACAAGGUACUAUUGUCUGUUUGAUCCUACACGAUGUUGCAGAUGUGACUAUUAGAAUAAGAAAGAAUGCUGUACAAACGUAAGCCAUACUUUUUCCAAAAAAAAAAUACAUAUCAUAAUUGAGAAGUAGAAGUUUUAAGGUAUUAAAGUAUAAUUUGAAAAAUGUAUAGGAAUCUAUACAUUUUCAACUACAGAAUAUCCAGAGUUCCUAGUCCAGUAAAAGUUAACAUUAAUUUAUUUCAAAGAGAAUUUGUUGAAGGACAAAGGCAAUCUAUUGCAGCUUUAAAAUUUUUCGAUAGGUUGUAUAAAAUAUAGAUAUUAAAUAUUUCACAUUGUAAAAAAAAAAUGUUGAUCGUCAGCAUGUCAAAUUAUUUUAUUCAUAGGCGUAUUUGAUAAUGGAACAUUUCAGGAAGAAAAGCAUUUCACUCUACACUAAUGAUAGGUGCUUAUGCUGUUUUUGAAUGAAGAGUAAAUCACAUGUAUUUUUAUAGUAUAAAAACAUAGAUCGCUAUUUUGCAUAAUAUAUUGUAGUACUUUUGAGAUGGCAUAUAUUAUUUCUUUAACAAGUGUUGUCAGUGCAUUACAGUCGAAACAGAACAUAUCAGAUCAUUCCUUCCUAUAAUGACGAAGAAUAUAGCCUGUUUACAAUUUGUAUGAUUAGAAUAAUGAAGUGUGUUUGUGUAUUCAAUAUCUGAAGAAACAAGCAUAAUUAUUUGAGAUGAUAUAAUGAUUGUUA
Messenger RNA from Zootermopsis nevadensis, 4419 nucleotides. RefSeq names its product transmembrane and coiled-coil domain-containing protein 4. The record is from RefSeq and is a predicted model, not a curated record. Lineage: Eukaryota; Metazoa; Arthropoda; Insecta; Blattodea; Termopsidae.